Messenger RNA from Pectinophora gossypiella (pink bollworm), 4580 nucleotides. It is a transcript of the gene Vps11, whose product is annotated as vacuolar protein sorting-associated protein 11 homolog. The record is from RefSeq and is a predicted model, not a curated record. The transcript is spliced from 18 exons. The coding region runs from base 114 to 3269 and encodes 1051 amino acids. Gene Ontology annotation, cellular component: endosome; HOPS complex. Lineage: Eukaryota; Metazoa; Arthropoda; Insecta; Lepidoptera; Gelechiidae. Gene Ontology annotation, biological process: vacuole organization; vesicle-mediated transport; endosome organization. Gene Ontology annotation, molecular function: protein binding; protein-macromolecule adaptor activity.
CAAUAUUAAUUUGUCAAACAUUUAUUAAUUUGCGGUUUCACAAAAGAGGAAAAUAGGAUAAAAUUGAUAAAUCGAGGUGAUAAAAUGCCCAGGAAUUAGAUAAAACAGGCACCAUGGCAUUUCUAGAGUGGAGGCGAUUUACCUUUUUCGACAUUCACAAGAAUGUUGACAACGGGAAGAUAGCAAAAUGUUUAGAAGACAUCAGUGUAACAGUAGCAACCAGUGGCAACAACCACGUAGUACUCUGUGACGUAACGGGCUGGGCACAUCUUAUCUCCCGCUCGUGGGAGAUCACCUCAUUCAAGGCAUACGAGUUGACGGUUUCUUUGGCCCAGCAGCUGCCACAUGAUCCAUUCCUGAUCACUAUAGGGGAUGAUGAGGCGGGCGUGAACCCCCUGAUCAAGGUGUGGGAUUGGUCGCGCAGUGACAAGCAUGGCAACCCGACGUGCGUGCGAGUGUCGCGCGCCGUGCCCUCGCACAUGCGCCCCACACACGCCACUGCGCUCGCUGUGCAUGACAAUAAGAACCUCCUGGCGGUGGGCUUCCAAGACGGGUCCGUGUCAUUGUUCCGCGGGGACAUCGCCCGCCAGCGCAGCGGCAAGAUGAAGACGCUGCCAGAUUCGGGCACCAGCCCCAUUACUGGACUCGCCUUCAAAGGCGCGGACAAGUUGUUUGUGGUGUCCCGCGCAUGCGUGAUGGUGUACUGGCUGGGGGCGGAGCGCUGCGUGACCCUAGACGCCAUGGGUGCCGCGCCCGGAUGCUGCGUGCUGGCCGACAAGCACCGCCUCACCGUCGCCACGGAUGACGCAAUCUACUGCUACACAACCGAAGGACGCGGACCAUGCUACGCCCUCGAAGGCGAGAAGGUUCGCCUGAACUGGUUCCGUAGCUACCUGGUCAUCACCACCAACGACACUCCACCAAAAGCCUCCACCAGCUCACAACCUGCCCCUAAGUCCCACCACAUCACCAUACUGGACAUACAGAAUAAAUUCAUCGUGUUCUCUAAAACAUUCGAUGAAAUAGACGCUGUCCUAACCGAAUGGGGAUCGUUUCACAUACUAACGAAGAAUAAGGAGAUGAUAUAUUUGGAUGAGAAGGAUCUGCAGUCGAAGCUGUCGUUGCUAUUCAAAAAGAACCUCUAUGACGUUGCUAUUAGGAUAGCGAGCAGUCAGCACUAUGACGUGGAGGGAUUGACUGAGAUUUAUAAGCAGUAUGGUGAUCAUUUGUAUAGCAAGGGUGACCUCAAAAGCGCGAUAGAGCAAUACGUGAAGACCAUCGGCUGGCUGGAGACGUCGUAUGUGAUCCGCAAGUACCUCGAGUCACGGCAUUUGGAGCCGUUAGUGCAGUACUUAGAAGAACUGCACAAGAAGGGAUACGCGACAGAAGACCACACCACUCUGCUACUAACUUGCUACGUGAAGAUAGACCAACAUGACCAGCAAGGGAAACUGAAGGAUUUCAUAAAUUCCAAGGAUAAAAUCAUACAUUUCGACGUCAAUGUUGCUAUCAAGGUAGUCCGCCAAGUCAGCGUAAACGACGCGUUAUCCCUCGCAGCGAACCACAAGCGCCACGACUGGUACCUCAAGAUUAUGUUAGAAGACAAGAAGGACUACCGGCAAGCGUUGGAGUACAUAGCUGACUUGGAGUUCGAAGACGCAGACAGAUAUAUGAAGAUGUACGGCCACAGGUUGAUACAGCAUGAGCCUGAAGAAAGCACUAAGUUCCUUAAAACGCUAUGCACGGACUACAAGCCCCGCAGCGCCCCGCUGGUGGACGAGUCGUCGCUGUCGGGUGCGCGUGCGCAGGCCGACCGCGCUCUGCCCGACGAGUACAUCCACAUGUUCCUGACCAACUCGGAGCGGCUCAUAGACUUCCUCGAGCACAUGUGUCUCCAUGACAACCACUGCUCCAAGCUGGUCUACGACGCGCUCAUAGAACACUAUAUACAUGUUUGGGCGAAGUCCUCAGACAGAGAGAAGACUGAAUACGAACAGAAGAUCAUGAAAGUGCUGAAGGACCCGGAAGCCAACUACGACAAGGACCAAACGCUGGUCAUAUGCCAGAUGCUAGGGUUCAAAGCUGGCAUACUGUACUUGUAUGAGGAGAAUAAGUUAUGGCGCGCGCAGAUAGCGCAGCACAUGCGCAGCGGCGAGGCGGCGGGCGCGCUGGGCGUGUGCCGGCGGCGCGGCGCGGCGUGCGCGCGGCUGUGGCUGGACCUGCUGUGGUGCCACCCGCCCGCACACUACCUGCCUGAACUGCUCAACGUCAUUGCCAAUGAGAAGCUGCUGUCACCUAUUCUAGUCAUCGACUGCCUCACCAGCACCCCUUCAUACACCCUCGGGGAUGUUCGCAAGUACCUGAUGAACGUCCUGAAGUCGGAGAGCGAGGUGAUCACCCGCGAGCAGCAGCUGGCGUGCAAGUACCGGUCGGAGCGGGCGCGCAUGCAGCACGACAUCGCGGCGCUGCAGCACGGCGCCGUCACCUUCCAGAGCUCGCGCUGCGCCGCCUGCAGCCGCCCGCUCGAGCUGCCUUCCGUGCACUUCCUGUGCCAGCACUCCUUCCACCACCACUGCUUCCAAAGCUACUCUGAGUCGGAGGCGGAGUGUCCGGCGUGCUCUCCGAAGCGCCGCUCGCAGCCGCCGACGCACGCGGCUGAGACCCUGCACGCCCGGUUGCAUCAGGAGCAUGAUGUUUACGCAGUGGUGUCAGAGUACUUCGGUCGCGGGUUGUUCAACAAGUUGACGGUGGUGACGGAUGAGGGCCACGAGACGAGCGACGCGCCCACGCCUGCGCCUGCGCCGGCCGUUGCGCCCGUGCCGCCGCCGCAGGCCUACGGGCCCGGCGCCGAAGCCAAACUGCGGUUACAGGAAGGACAGAGUAAACAAGUGUUCGUACCUAACGCGUCGAAGCAAGUCGCACCGAAGGGGACAGCGGUGAUCCCCGUGCCUGAAGGCAGGAUGCGCCUACUAGAACAGCAGAGAUACAGCUCCAGCCUUGAAGCUAACAUGAACCGAUUGGAGCCGAGGAUUCACCAACCGAAGCAGUCGCCCCUCGCGUCCCCCAUGCCGGGAAGAAAGGCCGAUAGUGACAGUGUUGCAAGCUCGCCAAAGAUAUCAUCAGCCAUCAGUAACACUUCAAAAAAUCCCUUCGAAGAUGAAACCUACGAUGAAGCUAAGAACCCCUUUGCUGAUGAAGAGACCAACGAACCGACCAACCCGUUCGGAGAGGAUGACGAUUAUGAUAAGAAUCUUAACCCGUUCUCGUGAGUGUGAGGCAAGUAAGGUUGUAUAGAAUCGUAACCGGUUUUUUUAGUAAAGAAAUAUGAUAGCCGCAUUUCGGUAACUCAUAACUCUUUUUGUAACGCCAAUGUAGGCACGGCAUAAUUAAAGUCUCCGUGUAAGCGCAGACCAAGAAGCGAGCUCUUACUGAUAAAACUAACUUUAUUAUUAUAUAUAUGUAUUUUAUUAUCUUCGGGCCGUGGUAGCCCAGCUGGAAGAACGCUUGCCUCUCACUUUGAGGUCGCAGGUUCGAAUCCAGCACAGGCCUAAACUAAUGACUGUCGAAAUUGUUUUCGAAUUCAUGUUUGGAUCAUAAAUGAUUAUCACGUGCUUAGCGGUAAAGGAAAACAUCGCGAGGAAACCCACUUGGAAACACCUGAGAAAUGCAUUUUCGGAGGCGUGACCUAACCUGUAUCGGGCUGGUUUUUCCUACGCGGGUUUGGAAGGUCAGACAGGCAGUCCCUUCUGUAAAAAUCCUAAAUAGAAAUAAGCAGACAAGUAAAUAACAAUAAAGUCAAACACUGAUAAGGAGACUACAGACUUUUUAAAUAUAUGCACAAGUUCGAGGCAUGAAAUUAUUCACGAUAAAGUGUAAUAACGUUCAACAAUGAGUAAACUCGCACGUGUUAGAAGCGCACGAGCCGAGGAAGUAGGAAGAAGGUCGUAUACUACUAUGAGAAUAAUAAAGUUAUUUUUUAAGUGUUGUCAGAAAGUUCUCGCCUUUUGAAAGUUCUUGGCGCUGACUCAUAGGCCGAAACCUAAAGCGCGGGUCGGAUCAACUUAUACUGGAUAAAUCUACAAACUUGUUCGUCACCCAGUCUAAGCUGGCGCACGCGCGCGAGUCGGACUAAGACAGAGAAUGCAACUUUUUACGAAUGAAAAUGGUAUGGAACUCUAACGGAAUGUCACAUGAUUCGCUUAUGUCGUCAAUCCUAUAUAUUUACCAUCGUUUAACUUCGUGUUUGUAAGCGGUGCGAGUACAGUCAUGAGCAAUAUAAUGUACCCACUUUAGGACUUUGUCGCACUAACAUAUUUGACAUUUAGUGAGACUUACAGUUCAGUUUGUCAACAAAGUUAGUAAGUUCGGUAGGCUCGUACGGCCACGAGCCGAACCUUCGAAUUUCACUCACAAUUUAGUAAUUAAGUAUUCAUAAACACGUAAUCGUCAGCCAACCGCUUGUUAUAUAGUCGAAAAUCGUUGUAAGCUGAAGUGUAAAGUAACUUAUUAUAAAGCUUAGAUACAUUGUUAUACGAAUGUAAAUUAAAUACGAGAUGUUUGACGUUGGCAAGUAAAGAGCC